Molecule: messenger RNA, 2521 nt
Organism: Ostrea edulis (European flat oyster)
Lineage: Eukaryota; Metazoa; Mollusca; Bivalvia; Ostreida; Ostreidae
Exons: 5
Coding region: 1056-1955 (299 amino acids)
Source: RefSeq, a predicted model, not a curated record
AUCACGUUUUACAAAACGUUGAUGUAAAAUAAAAUUUUCGUUUUCCAAUACACUUCAAACUAGUCAUCGAGUCUCUCUCUUCCUCUCCCCCUCCCUCUCACCUCUCUCCCCCGCCACCCUCACCUUAUAAACUGACUUGUAAAUAGUUCCUUUUAUUAAAAACACAUCCUUACUCUUAUUCCGAAGAGAAAAAGGAACAUUUACAAAAGAGCUGAAAAGAUUAUUGUAUAUGUUUAAACAAAACCAAACAAACAAUUUGAUAAAAAUGUAAUGUACGUUAAUAUAGAGUAUACUUCCACUGUUUCCGCUACUAGAAGGACGUUUUCACAGAUAGUAAAACCCAGGGGAGACUUCGAUAAUUGGAUAAUUCUAAGAAUCAACAUAACUUUUAAACCAUUGUAUUAUUCAAUUACUGUCACGGUCAAACAAUUUCACAAACCCUACUGUCUAACUGAAUACAGUGCUACUACGUUAUGUGUAUAUCAUAAGAAAAAUUUGCUUUGUCACAUUUUAUUGUUCCAAAAUUUACUCUCCAGUGUCUGAAUUCUAGAUCGUGGAAUCAUUAUGGAAUCAUCUAGAACGAGGCAUUAUAUAGAAUCAUCUAGAACGAGGCAUAAUUAUUCUAUUAUCUGCUGAUGGAACAAAACAGUCUGUCGGCGUUUAAAUAUUCUUAGAUUUCCACAUGUACAUGUAUUUCGAAACUUAAUGCUGAGUCAAACCCGUUCGAUACAUUUACAGCUAUUUUUAGCCAUACGAAUUACCAAAUACCUAUUUUGAGAUACGGUCUGUGUAUAUGUAUAGAAAUUACAUGUACACCAGUCAGAUCGCGAGAUUUAAAUAUUCUUGCGAAUCAGCAUUGACUAGAGUGAUAUAAAACUCGCUUUAACGACCUCGUACCUUUAUUUCAUGCCUGUUUAAUGCAUACCGAAUGACGUAUAUUUUCCUUUCGCUUGGUGACCCGUGACGUCAAAGGUCGUAUAUUUCAAGUCUGCGCAGUAAACGUGUUUACCUCUCCAGAAGUAAACACAGCUUGGCUGUUAGAGAAACGCUGUACAAUGGAGACGAACAUUUUUACCGGCGAGCGCAUCUUCAGAGCCGAUUAUAUUAAAAAGAAACGAAUUAGAAAGGGCAACGUUCAGUAUCUUGUGAAAUGGAAAGGAUAUUCUACAAAACAAUGUACCUGGGAACCAGAGGAAAAUAUCCUUGACCCAUACCUUCUUUUCGACUUUAAUUCAAGACCAAAUGCAAAACGAGUCGGAAGACGAAGGAAAAGUGAGGUGGAGAACUUUCAUCCGUAUGGAGUUUACGAUCUCCAUGACAACAAAGAAAAAAGAAAGCAGGACAAAGGUGGGACGCGCUCCGUGUGUCGUCCGCGAACUUAUGACAAUGGAAUCGGGGCACUGGCGGAGGCGGCCGAGUAUAUCAAUUCACUUGAACAGACAGAUGGUACCCGGGGAGGGCUAUUGUUGCCCUCUGAAACGGGUCGUGGACAAUUUGACAAUGACUCCGACCUCAUUGAAAAGACAGACACGCUUCUGGAGUGUGCGAAACAAGACUGGGUACGUGAGAACAAUAAUAACACGGAAAAGGCGACAUCGGACUGCUGUUGUGUGCAACUGACGGAAAACGACCAAAAGUGUUUUGAUUGGAUGAACGGGACACGUGCUCAGCAUGAGUCUUCUGUGGACAUGACAGAUAAUAGUUGUGAAAAUGAACAUACUUCUGCACUUUUUUCUCCUCGAUGUUUAUCGGAAGAUACGGAAUCCUACUGUGCAGAAUCUUCUUGCACGUGCACGAGUUUUGACAUGGACAAUGACGAUAAUGGAGAAAUUUUACCCGCGCUAAGUGGGCAGAAUGAAUCAGACAUCUUAUUGGUCACCGACGUUACAUGUAAUUCCAUCACUGUAACAAUUGUCGAAAGUCCCCAAAAAUCGGGAUUUUUCAAACUGGAUUAAAUAAUCUGUGUAUCAAGUUGAAAUAAUCAAGAAAACAUUCACGAAACUGUUCAGUAAUUUUCCACUACAUACGCCUACAUAUUAAAAAAAAACAAAACCGAAAGACGGAAAUUGGUGUUAACUGUACGUACCAUGUCUUUAUCUUGGAGAGAGUUAAAGUGAGAUUCAUCUUGACCAAAAUUAGAUAUGGAAUUAGAUGAUGUUAAGCCCUUUACAUAGGAAUUAUAUGUACUGUCAGUGUCCUGUAGAUACUGGAAUUUUCAGUCUGAUUAUAUAAGAUUUGUUCGUGCAACGUGUUUUUCCUACAGAAAGAGGUGGGGAAGAAUUCAUAUGUAUCUACAUGUGUUUGACAGAUAUACCCUUGUGAUAUAUAUUUACUGAUCGAUGAAAAAGCAGCAGCUGACGAUGGUCUUUCAUUACAUGUUCUCUCCUUUGUUGUCAAGUAUUGGUUUCCAGAAUAUCAGACGAGACGGAUUUGUGUUUCACCCUGUAUCUGGAUUUAAAAAAACAACUUAUUUUACAAUAUAUAGUUUGACCAUGUUGAAUAAAUGAUCAUCUGAAAACUU